UUGAAAAAUUAAGGAUCAAGUAUACAAACUUUCAGAAUUAUAGAUCGGGAAAUUAUUUGGCUGAUGGUUGGCCAAAUAUAAAGGCUAAAAGCCAAUAAAUCCAAUGUGACCUUAUUUGACAAUUGACGAUCAACUAUUUUACGUGAACUCAUGGUUGAGGGCGUCAAAAUCGCAGUCAGGCAUGUAUUAUGAAAUACAUGCCAUGGGCUUGUUUGUAAUUUCCCAGCCAUUUUGAAAUUGUUGAAUAGUCAACCCCGUUUGCCAACUUGGAUCCCGUUACUGCCAAUUUUGUAAUAUGAAUACCAUUUUAAAAUAUUUAGCACCAUUUUUGUGAUAUUAAUACCACUUUAUAAAAUUUAGUACAAAACGAGUACCAUUUAAGGAAAAUGAAUUUCAUUUAGAAAAAGUUUAGUACCAUUUUUGUAAUACCAAUACCAUUUUUCUAAUGAAUUGCCAACUCAGCAAUGCCAAGUCAGCACCCCAUUUUACAAGUGUACAAUACCGUUUUACAUUUCCCCUCAAAAAUAUUUACCAUUUAGAUUUACCUUUUUAUUUGGAGUUGGCAUGUUUUUGCAAAUACAUACCUGGCAUGUAUUUGGACUUCCUCAUGGUUUGACUGCCUAUUUGCAAUUUAUUGAUAGUUGGUAACUUAAUUGGUAUAGGGACACAAUAGCCGAAUAUGGAAUGGAAAUUGGUCGUCUAAUGAGUCGGCUGUUGGGAUUGAUGUCCCAAGGGCUUGGUUUAAGGGAAGACCAUUUACGAAGCUUAUUGGAAAACAAUGACGAUUAUUCGGCCCAAGCACAUUAUUAUCCUCCAUGCCCACAACCAGAACGCACCCUUGGAUUGCGUCCCCAUUUUGAUCUUAAGGUACUUACUGUUUUAUUGCAAGAAGAAGGGGUUGUAGGGCUCCAUGUUCGCAAUCAAGAGAGAUGGAUAGCGGUUCAUCCCAAUCCUGAUGCCCUUGUCAUUAAUUUGGCCGAUCAAAUGCAGGUAUUAAGCAAUGACAAAUACAAAAGUGUACUUCAUAGAGCAGUAAACAACAAGCGUAAGAGAGUAUCAUUUGCAAUGUUCUACGGCCCUAAGAAAGAUAUGUCUAUUCAACCCAUCCCGGAGCUCACUGAUGAAACAACCAACCGUCCCAUAUAUAGCCCGUACACAUUCAAUGAAUAUCUUGAAAAAUAUAACAAUUUACAAGGGGAUGAAAUUAGGAUGAUUAAAGAAACUUUCAAAAUUAAUUAUGAUAUUAUUUAAUCAUCCAUAAACCUACUCCUAAAAACAAUUCUAUCCGAAUGUAAAUUUUAAUUAAAUUUGUUGUUUAUUUGCACUUGAAUCUUGAAAGUGUUUUGACUCGU
Spinacia oleracea (spinach) is the source of this 1352-nucleotide messenger RNA. Its product is annotated as protein DMR6-LIKE OXYGENASE 1-like. The transcript is spliced from 3 exons. The coding region runs from base 685 to 1251 and encodes 188 amino acids. The record is from RefSeq and is a predicted model, not a curated record. Lineage: Eukaryota; Viridiplantae; Streptophyta; Magnoliopsida; Caryophyllales; Amaranthaceae.